Molecule: messenger RNA, 1185 nt
Organism: Daphnia pulicaria
Lineage: Eukaryota; Metazoa; Arthropoda; Branchiopoda; Diplostraca; Daphniidae
Product: paramyosin-like
Exons: 2
Coding region: 37-1185 (382 amino acids)
Source: RefSeq, a predicted model, not a curated record
GUCUAUAUAAGCAACCCCAACGGCACUAGCAGGAUCAUGGAUUUCUUCAGACGAAUGACCGAAUCAAAAACUCGGCGUUCGGCUGCUAACCUGAAUAAAAUUAAACCUGACGUUGCAUGCAGUAACCAGCAUGCACUUCCCCGACCUGUAAUUAACGAUGGAUUAUCGACUGCCAGCGGAGAAGACUUGAACAACCAAAGUUUUCUUCGUUUGAAGGCAAAAGUCGACGAAAAUAACCUGAUUGUAUUGGAAAACGAACGUUUGGCGAAUGAGUUGAGUCUAGUCCAAUCCCAACUGACAGACUCCCAUUCCAAGUUACGAGAAUUCCGCAUCGAGUCAUCUACUACCAAAACUAAACUCGAAAAACAGAAACGUUUUAUUACUGACAUUACAGUGAAAAAUAUUCGCUUGACAAAUGAGGAUUCGCGACUAAGGCGAACACUGGAAAGUACAAAUUAUUUUCUUGAAUCCAGUAGAGCGGAAUCGGAACGUCUCCGGACUUCCCUUGCUGAACAACAAUUGGACACUCGCGAGUUGGCCGUGGCUACACGAGAGCUAGAGUCGAAGAAUACAACCAUUUCUGAACUUGAAACGGAAAAUCUCCGUUUAGCCGAAAACAAUUCGCAACUAAGGCGAAAAAUUGAAGACCGGGAUAGAAUUAUCGCAUCCAGUGCGAUUGAGAAAAACCUGAUUGUAUUGGAUAAAGAACGCCUGGAGAAUGAGUUGAAUCUGCUUCAAUCACAACUGACAGACUCCUCAUCAAAGCUGCAAAUGUUUCAGAAGGUACACGACGAGUUGGAAACUACCAAAUGCGAACUCGAAGAAACAAACAGUCUUAUUUCUGCCAAUUCAGAUGAAAAUCUCCAUUUGACAAAUGAGAAUUCGGUGCUAAGGCGAAAAGUUGAAGCCAAGGAUAGAGUUAUUGCAUACACACGAGCGAAUUUGGAGAAACUACAGAAUAGACUUGAAGAACAAAAAUUGCACAAGGUACACGAUGAGCUUGCUUUGAGUCAACGUGUUCUGGUAUCCAAAAACAGAACCAUAACAAAACUACAAGAGCAAAAUCGAGAAAGUCGAGUGGAAUUGGAGCAACUCCGGACUUGCCUAAAUGAAAAACAAUUGGACACGCAGCAGUUGGCCGUGGCUAAACGAGAGCUUAGAGUCAAAGAAUACAACCAUUUCUGA